AUGGGAGCUUCACCUGAUUUGAGCAACCCCGGCGCGGAGGGCGUCCCCUUCUUCACGCCCGCCCAGAACCCACCCGCAGGAACGGCCCUGGACGCAUCCACGGCGCCGACCCUGUUCAGGCCGCUCAGGAUCCGCGGCGUGACGCUGCAGAACCGCUUCGUCGUGUCCCCCAUGUGCACCUACAGCGCCCGGGACGGGCACGCCACCGACUUCCACCUCGUCCACCUGGGCCAGUUCGCCCUCUCCGGCGCCGCGCUGACCUUCGUCGAGGCCACGGCCGUCGAGGCGCGCGGGCGCAUCUCCCCCAACUGCCUGGGGCUCUGGCAGGACUCCCAGGUCGCGCCGCUGAGGCGCAUCGUCGACUUCGUCCACAGCCAGGGGGGCAAGGCGGGCAUCCAGCUUGCGCACGCGGGGCGCAAAGCGAGCACCCUCGCCAGGUGGGUGAUCGAUGGGACGGGGGCGAACCUGGCUGAGGAGGCUGUGGGUGGGUGGCCUGACGAUGUGGUGGCGCCGAGUGCGAUCCCCUUUGCUGGGGACUAUGCGACCCCGAAGGCGCUGACGGUGGAGGAUAUCAAGAAGCUGGUUCAGGGGUUCGCUGAUGCUGCGAGGAGGGCUGUGGAGGCUGGGUUUGACGUUAUUGAGAUCCAUGGUGCGCAUGGCUAUCUGAUUACGCAGUUCCUUUCGAGCCUCACAAACGUAAGUUUUUAUGUAUUAUCCGCUUAUCACCAGAACGCUUACGAAUGAGAAAUAGAAACGUACGGAUGACUACGGCGGUAGCUUUGAGAACCGGACCCGGUUCCUCAGGGAGGUCGUCGCGGCGGUUCGUGCCGUCAUCCCUGAGUCCACGCCUCUCUGGCUCCGCAUCUCGGCGACGGAGUGGAUGGAGUACGCCGACAAGGAGUCCUGGAAUAUCGACGACAGCAUCCGCCUGGCCAAGAUCCUCCCCGGGCUGGCCAUCGAUGUCCUGGAUGUCAGCAGUGGCGGCAACAACAACGAUCAGAAGAUCAAGGUCCACACGCACUACCAAAGCGACCUCGCGGGCCAGAUCCGAGAGGCCGUGCGGGCAGAGGGGCUGGAUCUCAAGAUUGCGGCGGUUGGUCAGGUACGGGAAGCCGACGUGGCUCGCGAGAUUGUGCAGCAGAACGGGGAUGGCAGGGUUGGCGUCGAGCUGGAGAAUGGGCAGGUCACCCGGGCGGACCUUGUGCUUGUGGCCAGGCAGUUCCUCAGAGAUCCCCAGUUUGUGCUGAGGGUGGCUGA
Messenger RNA from Clonostachys rhizophaga, 1257 nucleotides. Lineage: Eukaryota; Fungi; Ascomycota; Sordariomycetes; Hypocreales; Bionectriaceae. The record is from the annotation of a GenBank genome assembly.